Messenger RNA from Jaculus jaculus (lesser Egyptian jerboa), 951 nucleotides. Its product is annotated as olfactory receptor 2AG2. The coding region runs from base 1 to 951 and encodes 316 amino acids. The record is from RefSeq and is a predicted model, not a curated record. The transcript has a single exon. Gene Ontology annotation, biological process: G protein-coupled receptor signaling pathway. Gene Ontology annotation, molecular function: G protein-coupled receptor activity; olfactory receptor activity. Gene Ontology annotation, cellular component: membrane. NCBI's taxonomy places the organism in Eukaryota, Metazoa, Chordata, Mammalia, Rodentia, Dipodidae.
AUGGAGCUCUGGAACUCCACCUGGGCCAGUGGCUUCAUCUUGGUGGGGAUUCUGAAUGGCAGUGGCUCUCCUGAGCUGCUCUGUGCCACAGUCACAGCCCUGUACCUGCUGGCCCUGACCAGCAAUGGACUGCUGCUCCUGGUCAUCACAAUGGAUGCCCGGCUCCACGUGCCCAUGUACCUCCUGCUCAGGCAGCUCUCUCUCAUUGACCUCCUCUUCACUUCGGUCGUCACUCCCAAGGCUGUCGUGGAUUUUCUGCUCAGAGACGACACCAUCUCCUUUGGGGGCUGUGCCCUUCAGAUGGCCCUGGCACUGACACUGGGUGGUGCAGAGGACCUUCUUCUUGCCUUCAUGGCCUAUGACAGGUAUGUGGCCAUUUGUCAUCCUCUGAACUAUAUGAUCUUCAUGAGUCCGAGGGUCUGCUGGCUCAUGGUGACAAUGUCAUGGACACUGGCAUCUCUGAGUGCCCUAGGGCAUACCAUGUUCACCAUGCACUUCCCUUUCUGCAUGUCAUGGGAAAUCAGACACCUGCUUUGUGAGAUCCCUCCCUUGCUGAAGCUGGCCUGUGCAGACACUUCCCGAUAUGAGCUCUUGGUUUACGUGACAGGUGUGACAUUCCUCUUACUUCCACUUUCUGCCAUCAUUACAUCCUACAUACGAAUUCUGUUCACUGUGCUCCACAUGCCCUCAAAUGAAGGAAGGAAGAAAGCCCUUGUCACCUGCUCUUCCCACCUGACUGUGGUUGGGAUGUUUUACGGGGCUGCAACAUUCAUGUACGUCCUGCCCAGCAACUUUCACAAUACCAAGCAAGACAAUAUCAUCUCUGUUUUCUAUACAAUUGUCACCCCAGCUUUGAACCCUCUCAUCUAUAGCCUGAGGAAUAAGGAGGUCAUUGGAGCUUUGAGAAGGGUCCUGGGAAGAUAUAUUCUGCCAGCACACCCCAGUCUUUAG